Solanum dulcamara is the source of this 1791-nucleotide messenger RNA. Its product is annotated as DNA cross-link repair protein SNM1. The transcript is spliced from 9 exons. Gene Ontology annotation, molecular function: 5'-3' DNA exonuclease activity; damaged DNA binding. Bases 147 to 1412 code for a protein of 421 amino acids. Lineage: Eukaryota; Viridiplantae; Streptophyta; Magnoliopsida; Solanales; Solanaceae. The record is from RefSeq and is a predicted model, not a curated record. Gene Ontology annotation, biological process: interstrand cross-link repair; double-strand break repair via nonhomologous end joining; protection from non-homologous end joining at telomere.
AAAAUGUUUGCAUUUGGAACUCAACAAAAUUUUCUUGAAAUUUGAAUUCAAACCCAAAAGUGAUGAUUUUCGAGCCUUCUUUUGAAAGAAAGGACUAGAAAGGUCCACGUUUGAGCUCAGAAAAAAAGGAAAAGGAAAAGGAAAAGAUGAGAAGAAAAACUCCAUCUACUCAAAUGGAGAAGACGGUGAUUAGUGAUACGUUCGAUUAUGAUUCUUUUUCCGACCCCGACGGCGAUAGUUUUGACUGCUGUGAGGGAAGCGCUCACAAGAAGAGGAGGAGAUUGACGCAGAAGAAUCUAUUCCAGUUGUGGGGGCUUGAGAAUCCUAACCUUCAUCUCCCACCUUCCACAGCUACUUCUCUUGCUUCCCCCAAAAACCAACAGCGCCUUUGCCCCUUCUAUAAGAGGAUUCCAGGAACUCCCUUCACUGUUGACGCAUUCUGCUAUGGUCCAGUCAAAGGCUGCUCUGCCUAUUUCCUUAGCCACUUCCAUGCUGAUCAUUAUAUUGGCUUGACCAAAGGAUGGUCACAUGGGCCUAUCUACUGUACCGAACUCACUGCUCGCUUGCUUAGAAUCUGUCUUAAUGUUAGUCCAUCUUUCAUCUGUCCUCUGGAAUUAGGUACUGAGUACAGCCUUAAAGGAAUCAAAAUUACUAUGCUUGAUGCUAAUCACUGUCCUGGUGCUGCUCUCAUUCACUUCCGUCUCCCAAAUGGACAAUGUUACUUGCACACUGGAGACUUUAGGGCUUCGAAGCUGAUGCAAUCAUAUCCAGUUCUUGCAAGCCAACGCAUUAAUAUACUUUACCUCGACACAACAUAUUGCAAUCCAAAGUACAGGUUUCCUUCAAAAGAAGAUGUUUUGGAAUUUGUUGUAGGCAUCACAAGAAGAUAUUUGAAUAAUCAUCCAAAAAUCAUCGUGGUUGUUGGUGCAUACAGCAUUGGAAAAGAACAUGUGUAUUCUGCAAUUUCCAAGGCACUGGGGGUAAAAAUAUAUGCAAAUGCCUCCAGGAGGCGCAUUCUUCGAUCUUUUGGCUGGUCUGGAAUUUCUGAAAAUCUGUCAACCAAUGGGAGAGAUACACCUUUGCACAUAUUGCCUAUAUCGUCCUUGAGAUUUGAGAUUCUGCAGCAUUAUUUGGCAUCACAAGACGGACAGUACACUAGCAUGUUGGCAUUCCGACCAACAGGUUGGACUUACUCAGAGACCAUCGGGGACAAUCUGAACUUAAUAAAACCCAUUUCUAAGGGCAACAUCACUAUUUAUGGUGUUCCAUAUAGUGAGCAUUCUAAUUUCACAGAGCUGCAGGAAUUUGUGCAGUUUCUGAGGCCCGAAAAGAUAAUUCCCACUGUGAAUGUUGGAAAUGCUGUUAAUCGUGGCAAGAUGCAAUCAUACUUCCAGCAGUGGCUGAAAGCCUGAAAGAGCUGUUCUUCUGGAGUUGUGUAGUAUGGUUAUUCUAUUCUUUCUAAUUCUUCUAGAGAUUAGGAAGUGGAUUAGAUAGGUUAUUGGAAUGGGAAUGGUGGCUAUAGAGUUGUAAAGAGUGUUUUGUAAUCUUUCUAUAAGCUUGCAUGGCGAGGCAAAAGGUCUCUUGGCCUCCAUUCUUGCUGAUUGCGUGCUAUGCAAGGUAGUUUUAAAUCCUUGGAAUUUGUUGUAGUGGUCAUUUUAUUUUGCAACUCAGAAGUGCAAUCAUUCGUAAAUAGGGUUUGACAAAGGAGAUGAAGAGCAAAAAGGCAAAAAACAAAAGGCCUUUUAAACUUAUUUUAAAUGAGAAAUGGUUAUCCUUCAACUAGUAUACAAA